AUGACCACCGCAACGGAGACACAGUCGGUCAACACGGCGCCUCCCGCGUACGAUGCCAACGAUGCCUCGGAAAAGGGAAAUGGAAAUGGCAAUGCGCCAGGCUACGACAGCAGCUUGCCCGAAUACAUGGACCAAGCUACCAUUGAGCGACUGGGCCGCCAACGCCCCGAAACACUAUCCAACUGGUUCACGGAGUCGUUCUUCGUCUUUACAAUCGUCAUGUCCAUGAUGAUGAGCGAGUACUUUAUCGGUGGUUUUAACAUUGUGCUGCCGCCUAUCGCGGAUGCCCUCAAGAUUCCUCCCUCGUCACGGACGUGGCCUGCCGGAGUGACGAACUUGACUACCGCUGCUCUGUUACAGCCCUUCGCUCGACUGUGCGACUUGUACGGAGGGAGAAUCGUCUUUCUUUCCGGCCACAUGUGGCUUCUUACGUGGUCUCUUGUCAGUGGCUUCAGCAGCAGUACCAACAUGCUGAUUGUUUGUCGUGCCAUGCAGGGUAUUGGCUCAGCGGCCUUUUUGCCCGCUGGUCUGGCUAUUCUUAGUCAGACGUAUCGACCUGGUCCUCGGAAGAACUUUGUCUUUGCCAUCUACGGAGCCUUUGCUUGUAUUGGGUUCUACUUUGGAAUCUUUGUGGGUGCCGUGACGGCGGAGUAUCUCGACUGGCGGUGGUACUUUUGGGUGGGCACAAUUGUUGGACUCAUCAUUGGGAUUUCGGGGUCGCUCAGCAUCCCGAGGAACUUGGGGGAUGUGAAUCCAGAUGCAAAGAUGGAUUGGCUUGGCGUGUUCACCAUUGUUCCGGGUGUGGUUCUCGUCGUCUUUGCGUUUACUGAUGGCGGCCAAGCCCCGAAUGGAUGGAAGACGCCGUACAUUUAUGUCACGUUGAUCGUGGGUGUUCUCUUCCUUGCUGCGGCGGUGUAUGUGCAGGGUUGGGUUUCGUCUCAACCUUUACUGCCUCCGGAUUUGUUCAGGGCCAAGUAUAUGAAGAGAUUGAUGACAGCGUUGUUCCUCUCGUAUGGUGUGUUUGGGCUGUACCUCUUCUACGCCAGUUUCUACAUCGAAACCGUCAUGCACACAAAGCCAAUCCUCACUGCCGCUUGGUUCACACCCCUGGCUGUCGGUGGCAUGAUAUUAGCCAUUGUCGGAGGCCUCGUGCUGCACAUCAUUUCGAACAAGAUCCUCAUGAUAAUCUCUUGCUUGGGCUUCAUCCUGUCCGUCCUUUUGUUCGCACUCAUUCCCGAUCCAGCGACCUCGGGCAAAACCACCAGCUUCAUCUACUGGGCAUACAUCUUCCCAGCCAUGAUUGCCGGCACCAUCGGCGUUGACAUCACGUUCAAUGUCACCAACGUCUUCAUCACAACGGCGAUGCCUCGUCGUCACCAAGCAGCGGCAGGCGGCAUGAUCAACAGCCUAUUGUAUCUCGGAAUCGCAUUCUGGCUCGGUGUCGGAGAAUUGGCCAUCUCGGCGACGGUUCAAAGCAAGGGUGGCCACGAUAAGGUCGACUCUCGUACGCAGUACCAGAUUGGUUUCUGGACGGGUCUCGGCUUGGCUGUCGCAUCGUUGUGUCUGGUACUUACUAUCAAGAUGGGGUCCGCGGAGGCGAGUAUGACGGCAGAUGAGAAGGCCGAGAUGGAAUCGAGAUUGCAGUCGCGGCAGCAAUCACAGCUGCAAUUACAAGAGCAGGAGCAGCAACCAGCGCAACAACAAUCAUGA
Messenger RNA from Pochonia chlamydosporia 170, 1710 nucleotides. RefSeq names its product major facilitator superfamily domain-containing protein. The coding region runs from base 1 to 1710 and encodes 569 amino acids. Gene Ontology annotation, biological process: transmembrane transport. NCBI's taxonomy places the organism in Eukaryota, Fungi, Ascomycota, Sordariomycetes, Hypocreales, Clavicipitaceae. The record is from RefSeq and is a predicted model, not a curated record. Gene Ontology annotation, molecular function: transmembrane transporter activity. The transcript is spliced from 2 exons. Gene Ontology annotation, cellular component: membrane.